AUGUCUAAAAUCGGUACCGUCACAACCAAGGAGGCUGUCGCGAAGAUUCAACGAGCAAUCGACAAUGACAAACUCUUCAAGAAUGAGGACCUAAACAUAAUCACUCAAAUCUCAAUUAGCAACAUGACGCACACCAGUUCCAGUGACCCAAACUCUCACUACUCGGUAGUCGGUUACGACGGAAACAAUCAGCAUGUCACACAUUCGCAUGUCCAACAGGACGAGUCGAAGCAACGUCGCGCCAACUAGACUAGGUCGACUUGCCGUUCCAUCAUACUGCAGGUACCGUAAUACAACGCGGCCUGUAGUCUACGAGGUACCAUUAAAAACCAGGGACGGCGGUUGCUCGUGCAGCGGAAAAAGGCUCGACAAGUUCAUUGGGUUGGAAUGCCUCGGGUGACGGGCACUUGCUAAUGUCACUGGACUUGCACGCUUCCACUUGUGCGAUCGAUUGAUUGCUGGUAGUGGGCGCUGUUGCGGCAGACGAAGCAGUGGUAAACUCGUUCUGCUGCUUGCAUUCUGCGGAUGGUGAUAGCUUGUUCAUUUCACCCGCAUUCGAAGCUUCCGCUUGUGUAUCCGGUUGAUCGCUCGCAGUAGGCACUACAUUAUCCGGCGGUUCAGUCCAAU
Trematosphaeria pertusa is the source of this 627-nucleotide messenger RNA. RefSeq lists its product as uncharacterized. The record is from RefSeq and is a predicted model, not a curated record. The transcript has 4 exons. Bases 1 to 249 code for a protein of 82 amino acids. NCBI's taxonomy places the organism in Eukaryota, Fungi, Ascomycota, Dothideomycetes, Pleosporales, Trematosphaeriaceae.